AUGUUCUCCUCGUCAUACAAAUAUUCUGCUUUAACACAAAACGAUCCAGAAUCACCAGAAGACGUCAUCGAGAUGGAAAGUAUUGAAGGAUAUUCAGGUGUCGUUGAUUUUGGAGAUCCGAAUGAAAGUGUAAUGGAGUAUGGAAUGCCGGAGGGUUCUUUUGAUUCUGUAUUCACUUAUGCACCAUAUAAUGAUCUGGAUAAAAUGGGUUAUAUGGGUCCGAAAAGACAUGGAAUGGUUCUCGGGAGCAAAUAUGGCAACUUCACUUAUACAAGAGAUUACGGAACUGAUAUGGAAGAGAAUAUCAAACCACUGACUGCAGUCGAACUUCUGAUUUACGGUCUCUCAAUGUUAUUCGUCGUGAUGACGAUGCCAUUAUCUCUUCUCUUCGCACUCAAGUUCAUAUCAACAAGUGAGAAAUUGGUUGUUCUCCGACUUGGAAGAGCUCAGAAAACACGUGGACCUGGAAUUGCAUUAGUUGUUCCUUGUAUCGAUACAACUCAUAAGGUUACUACUUCAAUUACUGCUUUCAAUGUUCCUCCACUACAAAUUAUCACUACUGAUCGAGGACUUGUCGAACUUGGAGCAACUGUCUUCCUGAAAAUUCGAGACCCGAUUGCUGCAGUUUGUGGGGUUCAAGAUAGAAAUGCAUCUGUUCGAACACUUGCGAAUACCAUGCUGUACAGAUAUAUUAGCAAGAAACGUGUAUGUGAUGUGACGAACUCUCAAGACCGAAGAAUUAUGGCUGCAAAUUUCAAAGAUGAAUUGGGUGCAUUUACGUGUCAAUUUGGAACUGAGAUUACUGACGUGGAGAUGUCAGAUGUGAAGGUUGUCAAAGAAGGAGAGAAUAUGGGAAUGUCUGCGCUGAGCAGUGUCGCUAAAUCAGAUGCUGGACAGCAGUUGUGGCAAGUAAUCGGUCCAGCGUUCGAAGACUUUGCAAAGGAGUGCGCUGCAGAAGCCAAAGAAAAGGAAGCAGCGCCACUUGUUGAUUUAUCUGAUGGACCAUCGACUUCAACAUCAGUUCCAACGUCUUCAACUUCCAACGAGUCUUCCAUCGACAUCGAUCACCUUAUUACUGUAGCCAGCAUGGCAAUUGAUGAGCAUUUAGUUCGGUUGAUAGGAAAGGUGUUUCAAAUUAACUGCAAAGAUGUGGAUCCGAUAUGUAUUGAUCUGAAACAUGGUGCAGGAAGUGCCUAUAAGGGAACAGCAUUAAAUCCGGAUGUAGUGUUCGAAUCCAAUUUCGCCGUUUUCGGCAAAAUAUUAACCAAAGAACUUUCACCUGUGAAUGCAUAUAUGAAUGGAAGUCUGAAAGUGCGCGGAAGCAUUCAGGAUGCAAUGCAAUUGAAAUAUCUGGUUGAGAGAAUGGCCGACUGGAUCUGA
Caenorhabditis remanei is the source of this 1380-nucleotide messenger RNA. RefSeq lists its product as uncharacterized. Lineage: Eukaryota; Metazoa; Nematoda; Chromadorea; Rhabditida; Rhabditidae. The transcript has 5 exons. Gene Ontology annotation, cellular component: plasma membrane. The record is from RefSeq and is a predicted model, not a curated record. Bases 1 to 1380 code for a protein of 459 amino acids.